AUGUCAAAUAUUAAUACCUCUACUACAGCUGCCUCUUCAUCUACUCCAACAAUAUAUCGAUCUUCUCCAACUACCUCGAGCAAUGAUUUGAGGGAAACAAGUCCUUCACUUAAAUCACAGAGGCUUUCUUCGAGAGUUUCAAAAGCUUCAUCGCCAACAUCAAGUUUACCAACUAGAAGACCCCGUACUUCAGCGUCUUCACGCGUUGCAGGUCGUGGGGAAUCUCAUUCAUUUAUUGUUGCUAUAAUUGAAGGUCGAGGUGUUGCAAGCGAAGUUGGAAUGUGCUUUAUUGAUUUAAAGACAAGCGAAUGCAUAUUAUCUCAGACUUAUGUAAAGACUUUACAUAAAUUGAACAUUUAUAAUCCUGUCGAAAUCUUGCUGUCAGCAACUGCGGUUGAACCUUCCAAAUCAAAGUUAUGUAAAAUCCUUGAAGAUAAUAUGCCGACGGCAACUAUUGUGCCGAUUGGAAGAAAAUAUUUUAACGAUGCUGCUGGAUUAAAUUAUAUAAGACAAUAUAAUUUGGAAGAAGGUUCAGCCUUAAUACUUGGUUUGACCUCCAAAUUUUAUUGCCUUGCUGCAACGGCAGCAGUAUUAAAGUACAUUGAAAGCACUCAAAAUAUUUUUUUUACAAACCAUUCCAUCCAAUUCAAGUAUAAAGGAUGUGAAGGAACAAUGAUGAUUGAUUGUGUGACGGCUCGCAAUCUUGAGCUUAUUUGCAACAUCGUCAAUCCGCAUAAUAAUCACUCACUUUAUGGUGUUCUGAAUAGCACUUUUACUCCUAUGGGAGCUCGUUUGCUGCGGACGAAUAUUCUUCAACCAUUGAAUGGUAGUAUCAUUUUUACUUUUUAUUACAAGUCACCCUCAUUAAAAAACAAUCUUCAUUAUAAUUUAUAUGUACCCAUUAUGUCGAACAUUGACACAAUUAAUAUGCGUUUGGAUUCUGUUGAAGGCAUGAAACAUUCUUCUCAAUUCAAGCGGUUAAUUCAAGUUCCUCAAAAACCAUCUAUUAAACAUGCUGAACAAAGUAUCAAUAAUGUGAUCAUGCUUAAACAUACAUUGAAACUAAUUGAAAAAUUGAAAGAGGCAUUGGGUGAAUGUAAAAAUUCUUUGUUAUGUGCAAUACAUAAGCUUCUUUCGGAUCCGAGACUGGUUAUGUUCGAAGAACGUAUAAAUGAAGUAAUAAAUGAGGACAUUACGUAUCAAAAAAGUUCUCUUGGACUAAGAAAUCAACGUUGUUAUGCUGUUAAGGCAGGAUUCAAUGGGUUAUUAGAUGUUGGCAAGUAUAAAAAAAAUCCUCGACAAACUUACAAAGAAACCGUCAAUGAUAUAUACGAAAAAGUGGAACAAUAUAAUCAACAAUAUGAUAUUCCAUUGAAAAUACAAUUUAGUCCGACAACAGGAUUUUAUUUGUCAACUUCAGCUGAAAAUUUGGACAAUCGUCAACUUCCUCUUGUAUUUAUCAAUGUUAGCAAGAAAAAGAAAACAUUGACUUUUACUACAUUAGAAUUGAUGAAAAAGAAUACUAAAAUUAAUGAUUCUUUAACUGAAGUUUACUUAAUGUCAGACAAAACAAUCGAAGAUCUGAUCUUAGAAAUACGGGGUAGCAUUGUUGUCCUUUAUAAGGCAUCAGAAUCAAUUGCCAUGUUGGAUAUGUUAACAUCUUUUGCUCAUCAAUGCACUGUUUCAAAUUAUGUUCGUCCUGAAUUCACAGACACGUUGGCUAUUAAAGAUGGAAGACAUCCAAUGCGCGAAUUCCUCUACACUGAUCAUUUUGUUCCUAAUGACACAUACGCGAGUGACGCCACGAAUUUUCAGUUAAUAACUGGACCAAAUAUGAGUGGCAAAAGUACUUAUUUAAGACAGAUCGCCUUGUUGAGCAUUAUGUCACAGAUUGGAUCAUUUGUUCCCGCAGAAUACGCAUCUUUCAGACUGGUAGAUCAGCUUUUUACACGUAUAUGUAAUGAUAAUAACAUUGAACCCAACGCAAGUACUUUUAUCGUUGAAAUGCGAGAAACAGCAUACAUCUUGCAAAACAUAACUGACAAUAGUUUGGUCAUCAUAGAUGAACUCGGAAGAGGAACAUCAACCCAUGAUGGACUGGGUAUAACGUAUGCUAUUUGUGAAGAGCUUUUAAAAACAAAGGCAUUCAUUUUCUUUGCUACACAUUUUCACGAACUCACGAGAAGCUUAACUGUCUUCCCUAAUGUAGUAAAUUUGCAUUUGGAAGUCGAACUUGGUGAAGAAAAUAGACGAGCAGCUAUGAAAUAUUUAUACAAAGUAAAGGAUGGAAGAAAUGAUGACGAACAUUAUGGGUUAAAGUUUGGGCAGAUUGUUGGAUUACCUGAUGAUAUAAUUCAAAAAGCUACCGAAGUUUCGCAUAAGUUAAAGGACCUUAUCGAUGCUAAUAAAGAGAAAUCGUCUUCUAACAAAAUAACUCAACGUAGAAAGGCAUUACUUCAACUAUCUCAACACCUAUUGCAAAUUAAAAGAUCUUCUAACUUGGAUCAAGAUGGAUUAAAAAGGUACCUUAAAAUGGUUCAAGAGGAGUUUAUUACUAGAAUGGAAGAAUUAAUGUAA
Molecule: messenger RNA, 2577 nt
Organism: Dentiscutata heterogama
Lineage: Eukaryota; Fungi; Glomeromycota; Glomeromycetes; Diversisporales; Gigasporaceae
Source: the annotation of a GenBank genome assembly